Molecule: messenger RNA, 2207 nt
Organism: Suillus subaureus
Lineage: Eukaryota; Fungi; Basidiomycota; Agaricomycetes; Boletales; Suillaceae
Exons: 8
Coding region: 95-1906 (603 amino acids)
Biological process (GO): Mo-molybdopterin cofactor biosynthetic process
Molecular function (GO): GTP 3',8'-cyclase activity; 4 iron, 4 sulfur cluster binding; metal ion binding
Source: RefSeq, a predicted model, not a curated record
CCGGAAGCAACUUUAACAAGGUUGUCACAAGGACAGAGUCCAUGAGAUACUACAAAUCUCUGGAGCGGGCUAUGUCUGUUCCUUGUUCCGACACAUGAGUUAUCAACGGUCAAGCUGGUUAUGUUCUGCGGUAUCUCGCAAAUACGGGCCUACCUGUCUCCGCUAUUAUUCACAGAACACUAGGACGACCCCAAGAGCAAAGGCCCAGUCAAAAAUCGCACAUAUCGAUGCCCAAAGACAAUUCUCACCUGCACUCGUUGACUCGUUUCAUAGGAGACACGAUUAUCUUCGCAUCUCCCUGACAGAGAAAUGUAAUCUUCGAUGUUUUUAUUGCAUGCCUAGCGAGGGAGUAGAGCUAUCACCAGCCGACCAUAUCUUAACCGACGACGAAGUCAUCCGUUUGGCAGGUCUUUUUGUGAGAAGCGGCGUUACUAAAAUACGUUUGACUGGGGGAGAACCUACUGUACGGAAAGGCUUGGACGGCAUAAUUCGUCGCCUCAACGAGCUCCGCCCACUCGGUCUCCAGUCCAUCGGCAUGACCACCAAUGGAAUCGCCCUCCAUCGCCGUCUGCCCCUUUAUGUCGAAAAUGGCUUAACACACCUGAAUCUGAGCCUCGAUACCCUGGACCCCUUCAAGUUUGAGAUUAUGACUCGGCGUCCUGGUCACGAUGCAGUCCUUCGUUCACUCAGUGCUGCCCUCCACAGUCAAGGCUUGCGAUCAGUGAAAUUAAAUGUCGUCGUCGUUAAGGGCCUCAACGAUUCAGAAGUCCUGGAUUUUGUCAAAUUGACUGUGGACAAAAACAUAUCUGUUCGAUUUAUCGAAUUCAUGCCCUUCACAGGAAACAAGUGGGAUAAGGCAAAGAUGGUCCCUUCCAGCCAGCUUUUGGACAUUGUCUCGAGGGAGUACCCUUCUAUAACGCGAGCACCCGACGAACUCAACGACACCGCACGAUCCUGGAAGAUUCCGGGACAUGCUGGUAGUUUAGGCUUCAUCAGCAGCAUGUCAGAUCAUUUUUGCUCGUCGUGCAACCGCCUACGUUUGACAGCAGACGGGCAAAUUAAGGUCUGUCUCUUUGACGCCAAGGAAGUGUCUCUUAGAGAUGAAAUGCGACGUGGUGCCAGUGAUAGAGAACUCUUAAGCGUCAUUGGACGUGCUGUCCAAGGAAAACAGGAGAAGCACGCCGGAAUGGAGGACAUUGAUGUCAUAACCAACCGACCUAUGAUACUCAUCGGAGGCAUACAGCCUCGCAAGUCUAGGGUGCGAUCGUUGUCCCGAUCUUACCUUCUCGAUGGUACACUGUUGUUACCUCAUAUCCAUCGACGCUGGAGUUCGUCGUCCAGCCAAUCUAGCCUCCAUUUGACUCACAUUGGUUCUGAUGGUCGGCCAUGCAUGGUUGAUGUCGGUAGUAAGGACGUAACAAAGCGUAGUGCUACUGCCAGCGGUCGCAUAUACAUCCCAAGAUCUGCAUAUGACCUGGUCACAGAAUCGAGUAAUGUCGACUUCACGAACAAGACGAUCCAGAAGGCUCGCAGCAAGGGGGAUGUGAUGACAGUCGCCCAACUGGCAGCGAUCAUGGGGUGCAAGCGAACCUCCGACCUUAUCCCUCUGUGUCAUCCUCUCCAGAUAUCCAACGUAUCUGUCACAUUGACGCCUGAGCGUGGUGUGUGUCCAGCUUCACAGCCUGGUGAUGAAGGUGCCCUCGAGUAUAGCAUAAAGUGUACUGCUACCGUGGCAUGCGAAGGCAAAACCGGAGUGGAAAUGGAAGCACUGACGGCGGUAUCGAUCGGUCUCCUUACAGUUUGGGAUAUGCUGAAGGCUGUGGCGGGUAAAGAAAUGAAAAUUGGGGAAAUCAUAGUCGCGCAUAAAACAGGUGGUAAAAGUGGUGAUUUUACUCGAGGUCCAUAACCGUUAGUUUCAUCACCAGUGCACAUGUAUUCCUCGACAUAUAUCCUCGAUUGCAUCCUCAUGUUUGGCAACUUUUAAUCUUUUAAUUCUCGCGUGCCAGGACGCAAACUUCAGGCCCACGCUCCUGCUCCAUCCCUUACCGUCAUGUCAUCAUCCGCAUACCCGCAAAAUGUAAAUUAGUCUGGCUUGAAAUAGUAGUGCUCUCCAUGUUCAAUUCUUCUCUUUCAUGUGCUUUCUUCUUGCUCGUCAUCAACUCAACAUUUGUGAUGAAACUCAUCUUCAAAGAGUCCACAGUAGAAUC